Solea senegalensis (Senegalese sole) is the source of this 2261-nucleotide messenger RNA. It is a transcript of the gene trmt11, whose product is annotated as tRNA methyltransferase 11 homolog. The transcript has 14 exons. The record is from RefSeq and is a predicted model, not a curated record. Gene Ontology annotation, cellular component: cytoplasm. Gene Ontology annotation, molecular function: nucleic acid binding. Gene Ontology annotation, biological process: methylation. The coding region runs from base 6 to 1622 and encodes 538 amino acids. NCBI's taxonomy places the organism in Eukaryota, Metazoa, Chordata, Actinopteri, Pleuronectiformes, Soleidae.
UAAAGAUGGCGACGCUCAGUAAACGAUCAUGCCUGAAGUUUCUGCUACAUCUGGCCCAAGAUAAUCUGGAUUUCAGAUUACCGGAGAUCAAGGCUUUACUGGCUGUCAGAGGAAAACCAUUCCAUCCUGAUGAAAACUUCAAAGAAAAGUCUCCUUUCUGGUGUCUGGAUGGCUUGUGUGAGGAUGAUGUUCGUGCCAUCAUGGCCAGAUCGGUUUGUGCAAAGUCUGCCUUUGAAUUAUGGGGCCACGGAGAGACACACAGUGAUCUCCAAACGUCUCUCCUAAACUAUCCAUUAGAGAAUAUGUCACCAUUCAUGCACAAGGACUCCACGUACAGAAUCAAUGUCUACACCUUCAACAAGACCCUGGAGUUUACUGACAGAAUCAAAAGGAUUGAUGCUUUGGAGUAUCUUCCAUUUGAGGGCACAGUGAGUCUGAAGAGAGCACAGCACAUUUUCUGUUUACUGGAGGAUUACGGCACUGACCCCAACAACAUCCCUGACAAUCCAUACUACGUUUACUUUGGUCGAUGGAUAGCGGACGGUCAGCGUGAGUUGAUCCGCUCCCACAGUGUGAAGAAUAGACACUUCAUUGGAAACACCAGCAUGGAUGCUGGCCUCUCAUUUAUCAUGGCAAACCAUGCUAAGGUCAAAGAGAAUGACGUUGUUUUUGACCCAUUUGUUGGCACAGGGAGCCUUUUGGUUGCAUGUUCUCAUUUUGGAGCCUAUGUCUGUGGAAUAGAUAUUGAUUACAACACUAUCCAUGGCAGAGGUCGGUCAAGCCGUAAAAACCAGAAGUGGCGAGGACCUGAUGAGAAUAUCCGAGCCAACCUCCGUCAAUAUGGAACAGAGAAGAUGUAUUUGGAUGUCAUGGUGUCUGAUGCGUCCAAGUCUGUGUGGAGAAACGCUGCUCUGUUUGAUGCCAUCAUUACUGAUCCUCCAUAUGGCAUCCGUGAGUCCACAAGGCGGACAGGUUCUCACAAAGACAUCCCCAGACCCCCUGAUGCCAUCUAUCUAGAGUCUCACGUCCCUGUCUCACUGGCGUACCACCUUAAUGACAUCUUCACAGAUCUGUUAAACUUCUCUGCCCAUCACCUGGUCAUGGGCGGGAGGCUCGUAUAUUGGCUGCCGGUCUACAGGCCAGAAUACAGUGAGGAGAUGGUCCCUCUUCAUCCGUGUCUUCAGCUCGUCAGCAACUGUGAACAGACACUCUCCAGCCACACGGCACGACGCCUGAUCACCAUGGAGAAGAUCAAGGAGCCACAGCCCGGUCUGCAGCUACAAAGAGACAAUGACUACACAGAGAGUGAUGACCUGAUCGUUGAGGAGAUCCCCUCUGGACAGGUGAACCAGAUACUGGCUGAGUUUAUCUCCAGAGAUGCCUCCACGUUGAUCCAUCAAUCAACCAGACUCUACCAGGGCCCUCAUCAGCUUUGUGCUUGCUAUCAUAGCUCCCCACACACACAUACAGUGUUACACACAUACAGUGUUAAAAAACAGAUGUUAUCUGUACACUUUGUAACUUUAUUUGUACCAUUUAUCUUUGAGAGAACAGAGAAUAUUACUAGUUACUGUGAAAUGAGCUGCCUGCCUGUGUGGAGAGGAUGUGGUUGCAAUGUGUAGACAUCUUUUCUUUAAGAAAUUAAACAACUUACCAGAACAUUCCCCAAAGAAACUGAACCGAGGAUAUACACGACCACUACAUUAGGAGCAGCAUAAGGCAUUUAGAUAUGCAGACAUGGUGAAGACGAACUGCUGAAGUUCAAAAGGUGAUUCAACUGGCCUCGAAUGUGUCAGAUGGGCUGAUCUUUGUAUAUGAUAGCUGUUUUCAACAGUUGAUCAACUAGUUUCAUCUCCAGUGUGUACAGAGAAUAUAUACUGUAUAUAAAAAAAGAAAAUAUCCAGUGAGCAGCAGAUCUCUCGGCAAAAGUGUCAUAUUGAUCCCAGACGUCAGAGGAGCAUGGCCAGAGGUUUAAAAUGAUAGAAAGGAAAGAGCAAUUUGCAACAUGCAGAAGAUCAUCUCAGAUUGCACAACACAUUGAACCUUGCAGCAGAAGAUACUUAAUUUGGUGUGCACCUAAUAAAGUAGUCAAUGAAUACAACUUUAACUGGUGGGGUCACACAAUCUGCAUUGUGUGACAGAAUGUGUUGAAAACAGACAAAAAACACCAGUCAGAUUACACCACGCCAGUCAUGUGGAGCCCCUAAACAAAUGAAAUAAAAAAAUAUGUUUACAUGUAGCAAGAAAACAGCACUGAUUAG